Molecule: messenger RNA, 733 nt
Organism: Orbicella faveolata
Lineage: Eukaryota; Metazoa; Cnidaria; Anthozoa; Scleractinia; Merulinidae
Product: SH3 domain-containing kinase-binding protein 1-like
Biological process (GO): cell migration; actin filament organization
Molecular function (GO): protein binding
Source: RefSeq, a predicted model, not a curated record
UGAGUAGCGUUGCCAAUCAGAGAACAGCAUUCGUGAUAGAGCACCAGUAGAGCUAUAGUAAUGUAUGUUGUACUGUGAAAAGGAUAGAUAAUCUCUUUUGUCAAGUGAACCUUGUUGUAUCAUCUCUCCGUCCUUUUUCUUACGGAUGGUCUUACUUCAGUCCUUCAUUUAUCGUACAAACUUCUUGUUCGCCUCGAAGGAACCAAGCAAGGUGCCCCCUGGGCGUCCUAAAGAAGGACCAAAAGAGCCAGCCUGGAAAAAGGAAGUCAGAGAAGCUCGGGAGAAGAAACAGCACACGGAGCCUGAGAAGGCGCCUGCGUUAUUAUCGCCCAAAAGCGACGCGGUAGAGAAGCGAAAAUCCCUGAGAGAUGAGGCCCAGGUGCCACCAGUACAGAAAGUAGAACCUUUUACCACAGCACCAGGUGAAGUAGAGAAAUUACGAAAAGAGGUUGCCGAGCUACGCGAGAUGAUCAGUAAAAUGGAUAAGAAACACAGUGAAGAUAUAAGGAGACUGGAUGAUAAAUUCGCAAGCGAGAUAGAGACGCUUACAAAUGACUUUGACGAAGAAAGAAAACGCAAUGCGGCACUUCAAGUGGAAAUUGACAGAAUAAAGCGGCGCAAGCCUCGCCAAGAUUCUUGAAAAUUAGCUGGAAGUUUCUAAUAGAAGAUCUCCAAUCUCCAACAUCUUUAGGUCUGCUUUUGUUACGGAGGUAACGUGAUCAAUUUAGGUAAA